This is a messenger RNA of Beta vulgaris subsp. vulgaris (sugar beet), 877 nucleotides long. RefSeq names its product non-specific lipid transfer protein GPI-anchored 14. The record is from RefSeq and is a predicted model, not a curated record. The transcript has 3 exons. NCBI's taxonomy places the organism in Eukaryota, Viridiplantae, Streptophyta, Magnoliopsida, Caryophyllales, Amaranthaceae. The coding region runs from base 67 to 606 and encodes 179 amino acids.
UCUAUAUAAUGGUAAACACACAUCCCAUUUCUUAAGUGGACAAAAAACACAUCAAGAAAUAAUACGAUGAACAUAUUUGAGCUUAACCAAGCAACAUUUGUGUUGUUAUUAUUAGCAGCAACACUAGCAACUGUGAGCUCAGAUUUCAGCAAGGACAAGGCUGAAUGCCAAGAACAACUAAUUACCCUCUCUUCUUGCCUCAACUAUGUAGCAGGCGAGGCGAAAGCGCCAUCUCCUCAAUGCUGUACAGUCUUGCAUAAGAAGCUAAAUGUGAGCAAAAAGUGCCUCUGCAUACUUGUCAAAGAUCGUAAUGAGCCUAGCCUUGGCCUCAAGCUUAAUGCAACUCGCGCUCUUAUGCUUCCUUCAAUAUGUCAUACUCCUUCUAGUUCCUUGGUGUGCAUAGGUCUCCUUCAUUUGGAUCCUAAAUCUCCCGAAGCUCGAGUUUUCGUUGAAUUAGCUAAUAGUACUCGAGUUGAUGCAGUUGAUGAUUCCCCUGUCAGUCCGAGGACCAAUGGUGGCAAGCCGAGAAUAUUGCAUAAGCUGAGGAUAUACGAUGCACUCUUACUUUGGUGUUUGAUCAUUUUAGUGUUUCAGUUGAAUCAAUAGAUGAGUUGAUGAUGUUCACAUUGUUAGGUCUCCUAGUAUAUUUUAAUGUUUUAAUGUCAAAGCUAAGAACAUGGUAUAAUAGUGUCUUAGUAGUAAAGUGAUAUGAAAUUUUAUUUUAGUUCAAUAAUAAUAUACCUUUCACAUUACCAAAUAUUCCAUACAGAGAAAAUUUUAUAAGAUAAGCUUACUAUAUCAUUGGAGCAUUAGAUAAAUGAACCUCCAUAGUCAAAUGAGUGCAAAUAAAAUGUAACUAAAAUUCAAAUAUUAUGAA